This is a messenger RNA of Eupeodes corollae, 474 nucleotides long. RefSeq lists its product as uncharacterized. The transcript is spliced from 2 exons. The coding region runs from base 1 to 474 and encodes 157 amino acids. The record is from RefSeq and is a predicted model, not a curated record. Lineage: Eukaryota; Metazoa; Arthropoda; Insecta; Diptera; Syrphidae.
AUGGUUGACGAUGACCAAAUAUUGAGCAGAGAUCGACGACGACGAAGAACGAAGGCAUCAGUGGGCGUCAGCUUCAACAUCCAGCAUAAGCAACAGCAACAGCAAUAUCACAAGGAUGCAUGCAAAGCAACUAUAUCAAAUAAAAAUACCACGACUAACGAGAACGAUACAAGACAUGACAAUAACGUACAACAAACGAACACCUCCGAAUCAGUACCAAAUCAACCAGCUGUUAUUCAAGCAUCACCAGAAUCGUCACCAACACCAGCAUCUACCAUACCAACACCAGCAUCUACCAUACCAACACCAGCACCUACCACAUCAUCACCAGCCAUUACGUAUACACCACCGGAAGUGUCAACAUCACCAAAACCUAAAUCAAGCAGCCAACCAAUCGCUCAUCAAUCCUCUGCACCAGCAAGCCCAAGGCGGUCUAAGAGAACGAGAAGAGCACCAAACCGUCUCGACUUGUAA